AUCUACCAUCAUCAACUCAGCCCUGCUCCAGAGGAGGGAACAGCAUUGACCUGAGCUCAACACAGUGGAAUCAUGACCCUAGCAGCGUACAGAGAGAAGUUGAAAGAGCUCCCCCUAGUGUCUCUGUUCUGCUCCUGCAUCGACCCUCAGACCAUCGACUGUAAACCCACAUACAAAGCAGAAGAUGCGGUGGAUCUGGGCUGGUGUGUGAUAAAGGACGUAGAGGUGAUAGAGUUGAACAAGCAUGCGUCGGGCCAGGCCUUCGAGGUCAUCCUGAAGCCUCCGUCAUUUGAUGGCGUCCCAGAGUUCAACGUUACCAUGCCCCAACGCAGAGAACUCUCCAUGGAGGAGAUCCAGAAGAAACUAGAGGCUGCAGAGGAGAGGAGGAAGUGCCAGGAGGCUGAGUUGCUGAAGCACCUGGCAGAGAAGAGAGAGCAUGAGAGAGAGGUGAUUCAGAAGGCCUUUGAGGAGAAUAACAACUUCAUCAAGAACGCCAAGGAGAAGCUGGAGCAGAAGAUGGAGGCCAACAAGGAGAACAGAGAGGCUCUACUGGCGGCCAUGUUGGAACGACUGCAGGAGAAGGACAAACAUGCAGAAGAGGUGAGGAAAAAGGUACUAGCUUUGGCAGAUGCGGUGGAUCUGGGCUGGUGUGUGAUAAAGGACGUGGAGGUGAUAGAGUUGAACAAGCGUUCUUCGGGCCAGGCCUUCGAGGUCAUCCUGAAGCCUCCGUCGUUCGAUGGCAUCCCAGAGUUCAACGCUACCAUGCCCCAACACAGAGAACUCUCCAUGGAGGAGAUCCAGAAGAAACUAGAGGCUGCAGAGGAGAGGAGGAAGUGCCAGGAGGCUGAGCUGCUGAAGCACCUGGCAGAGAAGAGAGAGCACGAGAGAGAGGUGAUUCAGAAGGCCUUUGAGGAGAACAACAACUUCAUCAAGAACGCCAAGGAGAAGCUGGAGCAGAAGAUGGAAGCCAACAAGGAGAACAGAGAGGCUCUACUGGCGGCCAUGUUGGAACGACUGCAGGAGAAGAAUAAACACAGCGAAGAGGUGAGGAAGAAAAAAAGACCUGAAGGAGGAAGCCAGCUGGAAGACGAGUGGAGCGAGGGAGCGAGGGAGCGAGGGAGCGAGGGAGCGAGAGAGCGAGGGAGCGAGGGAGCCAGGGAGCGAGGGAGCGAGGGAGCGAGGGAGCGAGGGAGUGGGUUUUGUGAGUCAAUAAAAAAAUAGACCUGAAAACAAGCCAAUCUAUAACUAUAAACACAGGAGUCAAUGUUCAUGUUAAUGUAUACGGUAACGAAUUGGAACAAGUGUACAAAACUAAACAGGGAUUCCAAAACACACAACAAAAACAUUGUGAUGAAAUAAAAGAGACAAGGACGUGUCUUGCUGGCAAUGUAAGGUGCACCAGAGUGUGAGUGGAUCUGGGUGUGAGUGGAUGUUUUAAUGACUAUGUUAAUUAUGUGGGGACAGGCAGAGUGAAUCUGGUGUUUGUGGUGGAACACAGUGGAGUGGUAGGCUAUCAAUAUGGUGCCUCAGUCAGCGCCGAAACAUACAGUACCACACCCUCAGAGCCCACUAUCCCAGAGCUGACUGAACACACCCUCAGAGCCCACUAUCCCAGAGCUGACUGAACACACCCUCAGAGCCCACUAUCCCAGAGCUGGCUGAACACACCCUCAGAGCCCACCCUCAGAGCCCACUAUCCCAGAGCUGGCUGAACACACCCUCAGAGCCCACUAUCCCAGAGCUGGUUGAACACACCCUUAGAGCCCACUAUCCCACUAGCUGACUGAACACACCCUCCGAGCCCACUAUCCCAGAGCUGGCUGAACACACCCUCAGAGCC
Molecule: messenger RNA, 1840 nt
Organism: Oncorhynchus keta (chum salmon)
Lineage: Eukaryota; Metazoa; Chordata; Actinopteri; Salmoniformes; Salmonidae
Product: stathmin-4-like
Exons: 8
Coding region: 73-1221 (382 amino acids)
Biological process (GO): microtubule depolymerization; regulation of microtubule polymerization or depolymerization; neuron projection development
Cellular component (GO): cytoplasm; neuron projection
Molecular function (GO): tubulin binding
Source: RefSeq, a predicted model, not a curated record